Molecule: messenger RNA, 1407 nt
Organism: Lactuca sativa (garden lettuce)
Lineage: Eukaryota; Viridiplantae; Streptophyta; Magnoliopsida; Asterales; Asteraceae
Source: RefSeq, a predicted model, not a curated record
AACUAUUUAUAUGGUUAAAUGCAACAACUCUCAAAAGCCUUUUCUUCACUCCCACCAUUAUUGAACUUCCAUUUCUUUUUGCUUUGUAGAUCCACCCCCACAACACACACACAAACACAAUUAAUGGCGUAUGUGAGAGAGAAUCAGAUUCUCUGUGUUUGAAAUUACACAGCUAACACAAGCAAAGGUCCUCUUACUGUUUAAGCUUCCCGUACCACACUCAAAUGUAGAACGAACUUUUGACUUUAAGAAAUCUACGAACAAGUUUUUUCAUAUUGAUUCGAAGCUUCAAUCUCCAGGUCAGUCUGUUCUUCACUUAAUCCCACUACAAUCAUCAAAUUUCAAUAUGUAUAGACCCUCGCCUGUUCGAAACCCGAGGUCAAAAGGAAUCAAAUCCAAAAAUGUCCUGCAAAUUUGUUUGUUGCUCGCUGUUUGCUUCUGGUUGAUCUUCCAAGUGAAACGAUCCCAUGAAAAGAAGAAAGAGUUUGACAACACAAAAAUCUCGUUAAGCACCAGUAAACAAAGUAAUGAUGAAAUCGCUAAACUUGGAAGAAAAGAUCUCCAACCUAAAUUUGAAAAGAUCGAAGAGGAAGCUGAAACGCAAACUGAACAAGAUGAAGAAAAGACCGAUGAGGGAAAAGAAGAUGAAAUCGAUGAAAAUGAACAAGAAAAGUCAGAAGCGGAAGAAAUAGAAGAAGUCAUUGAUGAAGAAAGUCAAAGUCAAACUGAAACUGAAACUGAAACUGAAACUGGUGAUUCUGUAGAAGAUCAUGAACCAGAAGAAGAAGAAGAUGGAGCUUCAACACAUACACAUGAAGGACGUGAAGAACACUACAAAGCAGAUGAUGCUUCUAGUGCAGUAGUUACUCAUCUUUCUACUGAAAAUACAACAAAUGAAGAAAUCUCAAAUGGUGAAACUUUCAAUAAUAAUGGAACCCAUGAAAAUGGACCUCCUUCAAGCACCAAAAUCAUGGAUUCAGAUUCUACAGAAGCUGUAAAUGUCACAGUGGAGGGAUUUGCUCCUGAUUCAAGUUAUGUGAAGUCUGAUGAAUUGAAUAGUAGUAAUGAAGUUGAAAGCGAUGAAGGUGAAGGUGAAGGUGAAGGUGAGAAUUUGGAGGGUAAUGAUGUAAUUUUGGAUCCAGAUGAAGUGGAAAAUGAGACACAUUUAGAAGAGAAAGAGGUUCGGAUGGAUUUAGACACGUUGCCUGAGAUUGAAACAGAAGGUGGAAACAGUGAAGAUACUGCUGCAGAAAGAAGAUAAAAAAAAAAUAAAAAUAAAAAAAGAUUUAUUUUGUGUUGAUUUUUGAAGUUGUAAUUGUUGUUUUGUUUCUACGUAUCAUGUUUUGCUUCAGAACUUGAAGUUGUAGUCCAUAUUAAUUUAUUAAUUGCCUUUGAUCUUUGUAUAAA